GCAGGUCACCAGAGUCUACAAAGUCCGUACUCUAAACCCAGAGAUCCAGUGAAGGGAAGAAAACCGAUUAAAAAAAGAAAGAGAAGAGGCAGAAAAGCAUGAGAGGCAGCGAUGGGAUCUUGGGGAUGAAAGGAGGGGAAAGAAAUAGCAGUGAAAAAUGGGUAAAGAGACGAGAGAGAUGGUUAGUAAUACUUGGUAUAGUCCUUCACGCAGUUUAUAUGCUAAGCAUAUUCGAUAUCUACUUCAAGACCCCAAUUGUUCAUGGCAUGCAUCCUGUCAAGCCUCGCUUCAAGGACCCUCCUGCUAAACGUCUUGUUCUCUUAGUUGCGGAUGGUUUACGAGCUGAUAAGUUUUUUGAGCCCGAUUCGGAGGGUAAUCACAGAGCUCCAUUUCUGAGGAAUAUUAUUAAAAACCGAGGUAGAUGGGGGGUGUCUCAUGCCCGCCCUCCCACGGAAUCAAGGCCCGGACACGUUUCUAUAAUUGCUGGUUUCUACGAGGAUCCUAGUGCUGUCACAAAAGGAUGGAAAGCUAAUCCAGUUGAAUUUGAUUCAGUCUUCAACCAAAGCAGGCAUACAUUUGCCUAUGGUAGCCCCGAUAUUGUUCCAAUAUUCUGCGGUGCCCUGCCACACAGCACAUGGAAAACCUACCCUCAUGAAUUUGAAGACUUCGCAACUGAUGCUUCCUUUUUGGAUGAGUGGUCUUUUGAUCAAUUUCAGAGCCUUCUGAAUAGGUCUACCCAGGACCCAGAGUUGAAGGAGUUACUUCUACAGGAUAAUCUUGUUAUAUUUCUGCAUUUACUUGGCUGUGAUUCAAAUGGUCAUGCACAUCGCCCCUUUUCUUCCAUUUAUCUCAAUAAUGUCAAAGUUGUGGACCACAUUGCGGAACGAGUUUAUUCUCUCCUUGAAAAUUACUACAAGGACAAUCGCACAUCAUAUAUAUUUACAGCCGAUCAUGGAAUGAGUGACAAAGGUAGUCAUGGAGAUGGGCAUCCUUCGAAUACGGAUACUCCCCUUGUUGUCUGGGGGGCAGGUGUCAAAUAUCCCAAGCCAAUCUCCAGUAGCAACAAUUCUGAUCAUGGUGUUUUUGUUGAUGAACAUGCACAUGACAUGCCAACUCCUGUAGACUGGGGCUUGAAUGGCAUUGAAAGGGUGGAUGUGAAUCAAGCUGAUAUUGCACCCCUCAUGUCAACACUUCUUGGCCUGCCCUGUCCUGUAAACUCAGUUGGAAAUCUGCCGCUUGGUUAUGUGGAUAUGAUUGAGGCUGAAGAAGUUGAAGCUGUUCUAGCUAAUACAAAGCAAAUCCUCAACCAGUUUCUUUGCAAAUCAAAAAUAAAACAGUCAAACUCCUUAUAUUUCAAGCCUUUUAAACUACUGGCUCAUCAUUCUGCUGCAUUAGAACACAUCGAGUAUCUAAUAUCUAUCAGAGACUAUGGAAGUGCAAUGAUGCUGGCUCAGAACCUCAGAACCUUGGCUCUCAAAGGACUUCAAUAUUUUCAAACCUAUGAUUGGCUUAUGCUGAUGACUGUAAUUACUCUUGGGUACAUUGGUUGGAUAAUCUGUCUUCUUCUCCAUAUUCUGCAAUCUUACACUUCACUGGCAGAUGUAUUUAAGAAUCCUCAUGAUGCAUGGCAGAGAAAUAAUAAAACGAAGGUAUAUCUGUUUGGAUGUCUGUUGACGGGAGCGAUUUCUGUUUUAUUAUUCAUGGAGAACUCUCCUCCCUUGUACCAUGCAUACUUUUCCAUGACAGUUUUUCUGUGGACCCAGAUAGUGGGUGAAUACCAGUUUAUAAAAACUUUGUGCCGAUGGUUAAGUUGGGGAAAGUAUAAUUAUAUAAUUAAGAUUUUGGCUGCUUCUGCUGUAUCAAUAUUCAUCCUUGAAUUCCUGGUGAAUAGUUUCACAGAGAGGAAGCUCUACACAUGGUGUUUUUUUAUUAUGGGGAUUAUAGCUGCUUUUUAUCUUUUUCAUGCAAUUCCCUGGAGAUCUGGGAUACCGAUUUAUGUCUGCUGUGCGUGCUGGUUUCUGUCUGUUUUUACUUUGAUGCCAGCAGACAUUCCUGAUAAUAAUGGACUAGUGAUUGCGAGUGGAGCUAUUAUUGUCAUUAUAGGAGCAGCUGCAAGGUGGCUAGAUCAGCAUUCUGAAGGGAAUAAGUAUUGGCUGCGGAUCUGCUACCACAAAAUGGAGAAACCCAGGUCCCCAGUUCUAUUUUUCUUGCAGGUUCUUUUGGUUGGAUUAUCAUCAGCGAUGGUGUCAAUAUCAACAUCUCACAGAAAAGAGAAACAAGAAUUGCAUGCCAUACACCAGUUAAUAAAUUGGUCUAUAGCCGGUUUCUCAAUGGUUCUCCCACUUUUCUCGGAGAAGAGCCUCUUAUCACGGCUGACUUCUAUAUUUCUUGGUUUUGCACCCACAUUCCUGCUUCUAUCUAUUGGAUAUGAAGCUGUCUUUUAUGGUGCACUUGCUCUUGUGCUUGUGGCAUGGAUUCUAUUUGAGAACACAAUUCUCCAUUUGACUAAGGUCGCGAAAUUGUCAGCUUCCAUGAAAAGAACUGGUGAAAAAACCAUGCUUGAAAAUGAUGUUAGAUACUUGCAGCUUUCUGAUGUGAGAAUUCCAUUAAUUUUUCUGAUUUUGUUUAAUGUUGCUUUCUUUGGGACUGGAAAUUUUGCAAGUAUUGCAAGUUUUGAGAUUUCAUCGGUGUACCGGUUUAUUACUGUCUUCAGUCCUUUUUUGAUGGCCACGCUUCUUAUCUUCAAACUAUUCAUACCAUUUAUGCUUGUCAUAUGUGUAUUCAGUGCUAUAACCAAACUACUUCAAGUUCCACGGGUUGGAUGCUAUUUCCUUGUUAUCCUAUUUUCAGAUGUGAUGACCAUCCACUUUUUCUUCUUGGUCAGAAAUACAGGCAGCUGGAUGGAAAUUGGUAACAGCAUCAGCCAUUUUGGGAUCGUGAGUGCCCAAGUUGUGUUUGUGCUGUUACUUUUUGCACUCACAAACACAUACACAAAAGACAUCCAAAUUGGAUCAGCUGGCUCGUCAUCUCAGAAAGCAGCUUAACCCUCAAAGUGCUAAUUAAGAAAUCACUUUUAGCAACAAGGUUUACUGCAAGGUGAUUUUGUUGCACUCGUAUGACAGCUUUAAUGGAUUAAGAACAGCUACGUUGUUUCAUUCUUUUUGGUCAUUGAUUCAUCUGAAUUCCAAUGCUUCUUGUGCAUACAAACGAGCUAUUGACCUUUUGGGGAUUUUCCAAGUUCCUUCCAGUUCCAUUAUACAAAAGUAAAGCUAAAUUUUGAUACCGGUCUUACCUAGACAGGUGAGUUUACCAUUAUCCCUUUGUACUGAUUUUUAACUGAUGAAUAUGCCACUGAAGAACUUUGAAUGACUACUUAAGACACUAGCUAAUUGCUUACUC
Messenger RNA from Populus nigra (black poplar), 3399 nucleotides. RefSeq names its product GPI ethanolamine phosphate transferase 1. Gene Ontology annotation, molecular function: mannose-ethanolamine phosphotransferase activity. The record is from RefSeq and is a predicted model, not a curated record. The transcript has 18 exons. Gene Ontology annotation, biological process: GPI anchor biosynthetic process. Gene Ontology annotation, cellular component: endoplasmic reticulum membrane. Bases 99 to 3044 code for a protein of 981 amino acids. Lineage: Eukaryota; Viridiplantae; Streptophyta; Magnoliopsida; Malpighiales; Salicaceae.